This is a messenger RNA of Sesamum indicum (sesame), 1280 nucleotides long. RefSeq names its product transcription factor FER-LIKE IRON DEFICIENCY-INDUCED TRANSCRIPTION FACTOR. Gene Ontology annotation, biological process: regulation of DNA-templated transcription. Gene Ontology annotation, cellular component: nucleus. The record is from RefSeq and is a predicted model, not a curated record. Lineage: Eukaryota; Viridiplantae; Streptophyta; Magnoliopsida; Lamiales; Pedaliaceae. Gene Ontology annotation, molecular function: sequence-specific DNA binding; protein dimerization activity; DNA-binding transcription factor activity.
UAAAUCACAACAAUUUGUCAACUCCCUUAUGGAUUAAAUUAAAUACUUAAUCAAUCCCAGAAUAGCAUAACCUUAGAUUGGAUUCCGUCCACACCAGCCUUGUAUAUAUAAAUACCUCCUAAAACCAGAAAUUCUAAAGAAAUAAAUACACUAACAACCAAACAUCUUUAUAUAAUCCACCUGUGCCCAACAAAUUGUUGCCAUACACAGACAAAAUGGAGAGGCUGACAGGAGAAGAAACAGGAAUAAACCCAUUCCAAGAAUAUGCAAUUACCACUACUGCUGAUUUCGGGUUAAUAGAUUUCAUGGAUAGUGAAACCAAUUUGGAUCAGUUCAUUGAUCUCAUCCGGGGAGAUAAUGCAGCUGAUGACCCUAUUGCCAACUUCACCUCUCAGCCCUUGGAUCGUGAUCAGUUCAGCUGUUUGGCUAAUGUCGACCAGCUUUUCCCGCCAGCACAUGAUCAGUUGUUUGAUGAUCUUGAUGUUGCAAUAAACCAUGUUGUGAACAUUAGUACUCCUCCUGAUUGCAGUGCGUUGGAUCAGGUGGAGAAAAGGGACGAUGAUGAGGAUCAUGAUGUUGUUGAUGAGGAGGAGGAAUCCUCUGCAACGACUGCUAACACGUCGGUGGAGAAGCAGAGGAAGAGUAGUAAGACUGAUCGAUCAAGAACGUUAAUUUCGGAGCGGAGGAGGAGGGGAAGAAUGAAGGAAAAGCUCUAUGCUUUGCGCUCUUUGGUGCCUAAUAUCACCAAGAUGGACAAAGCUUCCAUUGUCGGGGACGCGGUGUUGUAUGUGCAAGACUUGCAAAUGCAGGCCAAGAAGCUGAAAUCUGAGAUUGCAGGCCUUGAGUCAUCAAUAUUGACAAGAGGAAAUAUCACCAAGUAUCAAGAUAGAACCACUCACAAUUCCAAGAAAUUGAAGCCCACAAGCUUCUAUCCCAGUACAGUACUACUCAAGAAGAUUUCCAAGAUGGAUGUAUUUCAAGUAGAGGAAGGAGGGUUCUACGUGCGAGUUGUGUGUGACAAAGGGAAAGGUGUUGCUGUGGCUCUUUACAAGGCGCUUCAGUCCCUUAAAAGCUUUAGAGUUCAAAACUCUAAUUUGGCUACUUGUGCUGAAAAUUAUGUGUUCACCUUCAAUCUCAUGCAGAUUACAGAAGUUGAAGUGGAUGUGAACUUGCAGAGUCUGAAGAUGUGGGUUGCAAGCGUUUUUCGUAAUCAAGGGUUUGAUUUUGAUACGUCGCCAUCUACUUAACUUUAGGUCCUUGUUAGGGUUUAGAUCCGCAAA